Messenger RNA from Boleophthalmus pectinirostris (great blue-spotted mudskipper), 2068 nucleotides. RefSeq names its product sterile alpha motif domain containing 1b (gene samd1b). Bases 74 to 1504 code for a protein of 476 amino acids. The record is from RefSeq and is a predicted model, not a curated record. Gene Ontology annotation, molecular function: protein binding; DNA binding. The transcript is spliced from 5 exons. Lineage: Eukaryota; Metazoa; Chordata; Actinopteri; Gobiiformes; Gobiidae.
GCACGGAGCUUCCCGCUGGUCUAGUGUCACUUCUCAAACAAAAGCGGCUUUAGUGAGAACAUCGGCCACAACCAUGUCAGGAAAGGGGCCCAACAAUUACCAGGAGUGGAUCCUGGAGACAAUAGACUCGCUUCGCUCGAGAAAAGCCCGUCCGGAUUUGGAGAGGAUUUGCCGAAUGGUCCGGAGACGGCACGGGUCAGAUCCAGACCAAACCAGAGCAGAACUGGAGAAACUCAUCCAAUCACAGACUGUGCUCAAAGUUAGCUACAAAGGAUCAAUUUCGUAUCGGAACGCGGCGAAAGUCUUGAGAAAAAGCAGGAAAAAGAGUGAGUUUGCCGCGUCUAUUGAUGAGAGUGCCAAACCGGAGCAUCUGAACAACAGCGGCGACAGCGCGCAAAUUUUCCCUGAUCCGGACCAGAGGGAAGCACCCGUCGGCCCCAGUGAAUGUGAGAUUCCGCUAAAUUCAGUUUGCGACAGCGCAGCACCACGUUGUGCCGCUCAUUUAGAAGAUCGGGGAACAAGUGUGACCAACAUAAGCUCCUGCCAGCAGGAUGGGUGCAGACAGCCGUCCCGUGUGGGACACACAACAUGCACGCACAGCGUCAGCUCAACGCCCUGUGGAGAAGAUGACUCUCCUGGUGUAAAUUGUCCGAGCAAUAAAACUUGCAAUCUCCCCUUACAGAGACACACUCUAUCCACCAAGCCUAAACUUCGUAGUGCCAACGGUGCACCGAGCGACAGACUUGUGGCCUCUGUCCGCAGUCUGUCUGUGGGUAACGCAGAUCACAUGAAGGCGCUCGGACUCAAAGACGUGCUGAGCUACCUGCGCUGCCCGGAGCGCCUCUCGUGUGAGGAAACGCUGACUGGAGGCAAAGUCAAAGUGGUCGUAGAGCGAGGGGUGGAGCGAGGCCAUCUGCGCUGGACGCGCUGCAGAGACAUCACUCUACCUUUGGGUGCAGCACUCGAGCCGAGAGUUGGAGGGAAGAAGAAUGACCCUGCACAAAGUACCAGUGAGGACGAGAGAUGGUUGGAUCCUCAGGAGGUGCAAAUGGAGGAGGACAUUUCACAAAGUUGUGGAGAGUGUUCAAGAUCUCCCGUAGCCAUGACAAUGAAAACAGAGGCUGAGGAUGCAGAGGUCCUGACCGCAUCACUAAAGCACUUAACCAAAGGCAGGCCUUUUUCAGAUUGUGGGACAUCUUACCUCCUUACACCUAUCGCCUCCCCCACAGACUCAGGCUUGGAUGAACCAGGAUUCUUCAGUAUGGAGUCCCUGAGCCCCAUGGACUGGAGUGUGUCUGAUGUGGUGAGUUAUUUCUCAGCAGCAGGGUUUCCAGAGCAGGCUGCUGCAUUUAGGACACAGGAAAUAGAUGGGAAAUCCCUACUCCUCAUGCAGCGCAGUGAUGUUUUGACUGGCCUCUCGAUCAAACUGGGUCCAGCUCUCAAGAUUUACGAGCACCAUGUUAAAGCUCUACAGAAAAUACACUUUGAGGAGGAGGAGCUCUGAAGCACACAGGUCCUCCAUUAACUCUGGACGAAAUUAUAACUGAUCCAGUAAAUGUGACUUCAAAUAUAAUUCAUAAAGACUUUUUUUAAACAAACCUUUCCCAUUGAAAUACAAGAUCCUACACUGCAUUGUUUAUUGUUGUUGUUUUUUUAUGUCAUCAUUGCCCUGUCCAAUAGAGACUGGACCACUUUUGAUUUCCUAUGCGACUAAACUAGCUCAAAAUCUUGACAAUCUUGACUAACCAUUACAUUUAAACAACUAGCCUUUUUUUAAAUCAUAAUUUAGCUACUACAUGCUCAAAGGCAUUAAGAUUUAAAUACAUGUAAUAUGUAUUAACUUUAAUCAAUCAAGUUUAGUCAAUCAAUCAUAACAUCACCAGCAUUUUGGACCUUAAGCCUUACAUUACAUGGCCUAAUCAACUUGACUAUAUUUUGGGGUGGCCACAUCUUGUUCCUUAUUCUGCAUAUAGUGAUUCAGAUUGAUUUGAGGUUUUAUACCAGAUGCCCAAACUGUAUAACUGUUUUCUUGUAGCUGAACAGUUGGUUCAUAUUGAAGUAAAAUAUU